Messenger RNA from Candidozyma auris, 1044 nucleotides. RefSeq names its product peptidylprolyl isomerase. The record is from RefSeq and is a predicted model, not a curated record. The transcript has a single exon. Gene Ontology annotation, biological process: protein peptidyl-prolyl isomerization. NCBI's taxonomy places the organism in Eukaryota, Fungi, Ascomycota, Pichiomycetes, Serinales, Metschnikowiaceae. Bases 1 to 1044 code for a protein of 347 amino acids. Gene Ontology annotation, molecular function: peptidyl-prolyl cis-trans isomerase activity; protein binding.
AUGAGGGUAGAGGAGGUGCUACCCAAAGUGUAUUUAGACAUAGCUGUCGGUGAAAAAGAUGUGGGAAGAAUUGUUGCUGAGCUCUACCUGAACAGAGCUCCUUCAACGGUGGACGCUUUUCUAGAAAACUUGCACACUUAUAAAGGGCACCACUUCGAUAGGGCCAUCAAAAACUUCAUGAUCCAAUGUGACAAUGGCAAUUCAAACAAUGAAAGCAAACUCGAAAUAGAAAAUGUGAACGAUAAAUUCGACCAGCCAUUCCUCUUGGCAUUGGCGGGAAACUCUGUUUCUCAAUUUUUCAUUACAACAAGUAAGUCUCAGCAUCUACAGGGGAAACAUACCUGUUUCGGUAGAGUAAUCAGGGGAAAGUCAAUUAUAAGAGAGAUAGAAAAUGUCAAGACUGGCAAAGAAUAUAAUCCUGUGGAACCAGUGAAAAUAACUGGUUGUGGGACCUGGGAAGUAGAUGAUCCGGUGCCCAUUUAUAAUGCAUGCUACGAAGAAGUGGCUGGAGAUGUUUACGAGGAGUAUCCCGACGAUGAUAGUCAUAUUGACAAAGAGUCGUCUGCAUCUGUUUACAGAGCUGCAACAGCAAUCAAAAAUGCCGGUGGUGAAAUCUUCAAGAGAGGUGAUCCUCAGAAUGCUUUCAUUAAGUACAGAAAGGCCUUGAGGUACGUGAUGGAAUAUUUCCCCGAUCCGGAUGAGGAGCCAGACUAUUUUGCAAAAUAUACCGAACUAAAGAAGAAGAUUUACCUCAACAUGUCUCUUGCGACGUUGAAGCUCGAGCAAUACCCCAAGUGCCUAGACUACUGUGAAUACCUACUUGCGAUGGUACUUACACAGCAGGAAAAGGCAAAGACGUUUUUUAGAAAAGGAAGCGCUAGCUUAGAGCUACGAAAGUUUGAAGAUGCAAUUUCUUCACUCAAAGAGGCGCAAAGGUUGGCUCCUGAGGAUAAAGCCAUAACCACAAAGCUUACCAGAGCGGAGGAAUUAUUGAGGGCCAAGAAGAAGGCCGAAAAGGACAAAUACGCCAAAAUGUUUCGAUAA